AUGACUCUCUUUUCUGGAUCUAGGAUUAAACAAAUAGUGAAAGCUGCUAGGGACACCAACACAGGUAUACCUUAUUUGGCUUUUUCUUGGGGCAUCAAGCAAGCCAAUGUGUCUUUUGAGGAGGGUUUGGAGGCACUCAACUCCAUUUUAGCACCUCAUCAUUCUAAAGCAAAAGCAAUAGAGGAAGAAAAGCCCCGUGUCCUCUCCACACCUUCUUACGGAGCGGCCCCAAAAUUGGGGGGACUACUCAAGCUCGCGGUAGAGAACGAUCGAGAAGCGCUCAUUACUCCAAGUGCCAAAUUCAUUGCCUCUCUCACUCCUCGUCUCACCACUGCUCCAGGUGCGAAAUUCCUCCUCUCAUUGCUUCGCCUCGCCGACUUCAGAUGCUAUUGAAGAUGAAGGAAAUUCUGGUUACAAGAGGUGAAGGUUGUGAUACUUUGCUUAUCAGGCAUCAGCUUUAUGUAUUUCAUUAUUUGGAUGUAUUUUUGUAAUUUUCAAGGUUGCUGAAGUAUCAGACCAAAAAAAAAAAUAUGCUGAAGUUGUAUGAAUUGGAGCUUCAUGUUGAAGUUUUCAAAUCUCUUAUU
Molecule: messenger RNA, 584 nt
Organism: Fragaria vesca subsp. vesca
Lineage: Eukaryota; Viridiplantae; Streptophyta; Magnoliopsida; Rosales; Rosaceae
Exons: 3
Coding region: 1-393 (130 amino acids)
Source: RefSeq, a predicted model, not a curated record